Molecule: messenger RNA, 339 nt
Organism: Cooperia oncophora
Lineage: Eukaryota; Metazoa; Nematoda; Chromadorea; Rhabditida; Trichostrongylidae
Source: the annotation of a GenBank genome assembly
AUGAGAAGCACACGAAGCGAUGAAGGAGACGAUCCAUAUCCGCAAAUCGAUGGCGCAAAAGGGCUAGUGAAAAAUUUCGGUCGCCUCCUGAACAAUACUUGUCUAUGUUCUCGAUAUAAUGAUCCGUCGACAACCAAGGUGGCUAUAUGGAUGCCCAUUGCAAACUACACUUCCGAAAGCUAUACUGAUCUUUUGACGACACCCUAUGUCCACUAUGUGGUUCCAUUUUAUCAACCUUACGUGAGUUCUCUCAAUAUCAUAUCAAUCUUCCUCAUUUCUGUCUCGCAUUUUCUUAAUGCUUUACUAUAUUGGCCAUAUGGCAUGAGAAGUCAGAACUGA